AUGGCAGAAUCUUUGCCAACACUACUGAAACAAAGAGAGGCCAGGAGACAGAGUAUAGAAAUACCUCCAUACCUGGCAUCCUCAAGUGGUCCUCUAACUGAGGAACUUCAGUGUUCUGUGUGUCUGGAUGUGUUCACCAAUCCGGUCACCACUCCUUGUGGACACAACUUCUGUAAGAGCUGCCUGAACCAGUGCUGGGACAAAAGUGAGGAUUGCUCCUGUCCAUUCUGUAAAGAAACAUUCAGUAAAAGACCAGACCUCAAGAUCAACACAGCGCUCAGGCAGGUCGUGCAGCACUUUAAAGAAAAGUCUGGUGUGACAACAUCUGAAGUGCUCUGUGACAUCUGUGAUGAUAGAAAGCUGAAAGCCCUGAAGACCUGCCUGAUGUGUCAGAGCUCUUACUGUGAGACUCACCUGGAGCCGCAUCACAGAGUCCCGCGAUUAAAAAAACACAAAUUGAUAAAUGCUGUUGAAAAUCUGGAGGACUAUAUAUGCGAGCAACACGAGAGACCUCUGGAGCUGUUCUGUAGAGAUGAUCAGACAUUUGUGUGUCCGAUCUGCACUGUGACAGACCACAAGAACCACAACACUGUUCCUCUAGACCUUGAGGAGAAGAAGGCACGAACUCAAGUGAUGAAGAUACAAACAGACGUGCAGCAGAUGAUCCAGGACAGAAUGAAGAAGAUUCAAGACAUCAAACAUUCAGGAGAACUCAGAAAAAAAUGUCAGGCUGAGCUGCUGGAAAAGAUGGAGGAGAAGCAGAAAGCAGCAGAGGAACAGGAAGAGGAGCUCAUUGAAGAGCUGCAGCAGGAGAUCACUGAGCUCAAGAGGAGAGACAGUGAGCUGGAGCAGCUCUCACACACUGAAGAUCACCUCCAACUCAUACAGAGUUACCCAUCCAUAUGCAGACCUUUCAACACUAAGCAGUGGACUGAUAUCAGUGUUAACACUCCUGUGAGUCUGAACACCAUCAGAGCAGCUCUGACUGAGCUGCAGCAGACUCUAGAUGAGAAACUCAGUGAAACCGAGCUUAAGAGGAUGCGCUUAUAUGCAGUGGAUGUGACUCUGGAUCCUGAUACUGCUCAGCCUGAACUCAUCCUGUCUGAUGAUGGAAAACAAGUGAGCAAUGGAGACAUUAAGCGUGACGUCCCAGACAACCUGAAGAGAUUUGAUCAUUGCAUCUUUGUACUGGGAAAGGAAGGAUUCUCCUCAGGGAGAUUUUAUUUUGAGGUGCAGGUGAUGAAGAAGACUGCUUGGAAUUUAGGAGUGGCCAGAGAAUCUGUCAUAAGGAAAGGGAGAAUCACUCUGAGACCUCAGAAUGGAUACUGGGCUAUAUGGCUGAGGAAUGGGAAUGAAUACAAGGCACUUGAAAAUUCCAUGUCUGUACUCUCUCUGAGAGUGAAGCCCCAGAAUGUGGGGGUGUUUGUGGAUUAUGAGGAAGGUCUGGUCUCCUUUUAUGACGUGGAGACAAGGUCUCAUAUCUACUCUUUCACUGGCCAGACCUUUAAUGGGACACUCUAUCCAUAUUUUUGCCCAGCAUUAAACAAGGAUGGUAAAAACUCUGACCCAUUGAUCAUCUCACCUGUUAAUUAAUAAAUAAAUGUGCAGCCCAUAUAUGAAAAAACACUAUCAAUAGAAAAUAGUAUUUUAUUAUAUAUAUUUGAGAAAUAUCACAGGGGCAACCAUGAUGCUGGUCUGUCUGACAUGUCUGUAGGCAGGAGUGCCACAUGUAUCAAAACCAUGCUCAUAUUCAGACCAACAGCAUGACUGUGUGAUAUUGCUUUUAUACA
Sinocyclocheilus rhinocerous is the source of this 1790-nucleotide messenger RNA. RefSeq names its product E3 ubiquitin-protein ligase TRIM39-like. Gene Ontology annotation, biological process: protein ubiquitination. The coding region runs from base 1 to 1593 and encodes 530 amino acids. Lineage: Eukaryota; Metazoa; Chordata; Actinopteri; Cypriniformes; Cyprinidae. Gene Ontology annotation, molecular function: ubiquitin-protein transferase activity; zinc ion binding; protein binding. The record is from RefSeq and is a predicted model, not a curated record. The transcript has 8 exons.